Messenger RNA from Glossina fuscipes, 1611 nucleotides. RefSeq lists its product as uncharacterized. The transcript has 6 exons. Bases 310 to 1593 code for a protein of 427 amino acids. The record is from RefSeq and is a predicted model, not a curated record. Lineage: Eukaryota; Metazoa; Arthropoda; Insecta; Diptera; Glossinidae.
CGCAGAUUAAUUGCAAGUGUAAACUUUGAUAAAAUUUCUUUGCCUUUUAACAUGAAUGCGGUAGUUUGCGGUAAUUUGCACAACUUAGCAACCCUGUUUUGUUAUAGAAUUGAUAAUGGAGACUUUCAUUGUGACUAUUUCUAUGCAAUACGAGAUUUGAUAUAAGGUCACAAAAACUAUGACAAGAAAAAUCUUUCUCAAACCCUCAUGAAUAGUGAUCGGUCACAACAACGGACUAAGGCUUGUAAGGUACUUUUAAGGUUGAAACUCACAAAUCGAGGUGUCAGCAAAAAAAAAAGAAUCUAAAAAAUGGAGCAAGUUAAAAACAAAAAAAAAAGCUACCAAAGAUGCACCCAGGAGCAAUUGGAGUGUUAUGUAACGUUUGCUGAAAAAUAUCCAGGAUUUUUACAAAACAAGGUAAAUUCAGCAAAUCCGCAGCAGAUGAAAAAACUAUGGGAAGAAUUGACUAAACAUUUAAACGAUAUGAAUGGUCCUACCAGAAGUAUACAAAAGUGGAAAGAGACAUUAAAGCAUUGGAGAAAUCAGCUAAGAUCCCGGGCUCGCAAGGGUAAAAUUUCGUUAAACUCGAUAGAGGGAAGACAACUGAGAAAUUAUAAUAAAAUGGCAAUGUUUGAGGAACGGGCUUUGGCGGCAUUUGGAGCGAUUGCCAUUAAGGGGCGGCCAAGUGUCCGAUGUACGGACGUGAAAAGCCCAAUAGAGUGCGCUCAAAAUGUUAAGAGUAUGAAGGAAACACUGUACACAAAGCAAGAAACAAUUUCACCAGAAAAAAAUUACGUAAAGCAAGAGGUAAACGACACCACACCAGAGUCAAACAGCUGUCAAAGAUGCACCCAAGAGCAAUUGGAAUAUUACGUGACGUAUGUUGAAAAAAAUCCGGGAGUUUUACAAAACAAGAUAAGUUCAGCAAAUCCCCGCCAGACGAAAGAACUGUGGGAGGAACUUGCUGGGAAUCUAAACGAUCUGACAGGACCGACCAGGAAUACACAAAAGUGGAAAGAAACAUUAAACAAUCAAUUGCGGUCGAGAGUCCGAAAGAAUAAAAUUUUAUUGAGAAGUAAAGGCGGUCAGCCCUUAAGAAAGUUUAAUAAAAUGACAAGGUUUGAGGAAAGAGCUCUGGCGACGUUUGGGGCAAUUGCUGCCGAUGGGCUCUCAAGCCUUCCAUCUAUUAGGAUGGAAACUUCGUCGAAGCGCGUUCAAGAUAUCGGAGAUAUGAAGGAAAUGACGGAAACAACGCAAGAAACACAUGGCAUCGAGCCAAAAUCAAACGACAUAAAGCAAGGGAUAUAUAACUUCACACAAGAGACGCUUGAUAUCGCACCGAAAACACAUAACAUUAAACAAGAGACCUAUGAAACCGCACCCGAGACACGUGACAUUUCAUCACAGACAAAGCGCACAUGUAAUAAGAGCAAUACCAAACAAAGAAUGUAUAGUGCUAUAAACAGUCUGAGAGCAAGUAUUGAACAAAGAGAUGAACGCGAACGAAGAUUUUGGGAAGAUCACCUAACAGUACAACAAGCCUUGGUAGGGGCUAUUAAAGACCUCACCAAAGCUCUAAACAAAUCGAUAUAAGUUGUUAAAACCAAACAA